Molecule: messenger RNA, 1497 nt
Organism: Penicillium pulvis
Lineage: Eukaryota; Fungi; Ascomycota; Eurotiomycetes; Eurotiales; Aspergillaceae
Exons: 20
Coding region: 1-1497 (498 amino acids)
Biological process (GO): transmembrane transport
Cellular component (GO): membrane
Molecular function (GO): transmembrane transporter activity
Source: RefSeq, a predicted model, not a curated record
AUGAAUAAAGAAGAACCGAUACAGGAUGAUGAUGCGCAGUUGGCUGCUAUGGGCCAUAGGCCUGAGUUGAAGCGACAAUUUUCGACAUGGGCGAUGUUGGGGCUGGCUUUUGCUGUCCUGAAUUCAUGGACUGCUCUAUCGGCGAGCUUAUCAAUCAGCCUCACAUCUGGUGGUAGCACAAGCGUCAUAUGGGGUCUCGUCACUGCGGGGUUCUGCAAUCUAUGUAUCGCAACUUCACUCGCCGAGUUUCUAUCUGCUUACCCAACGGCUGGUGGACAAUAUCAUUGGGUUGCAGUCAUUUCCUGGCCUAAAUGGGUUCCUAUCCUCUCCUGGAUCACGGGUUGGAUCAAUGUCGCCGGAUGGGUUGCCCUUGUUGCUACAAACUCCCUGCUUUCAAGUCAAUUGAUUGUAGGAGUAAUUUCGGCUAUGCAUCCGAAUUAUGAGUCUACUCGCUGGCAACAGUUCCUCAUAUAUAUCGGUCUGACCCUCGGUGCUUUUAUAAUCAACGCGUUCAUGAACUCCAUCUUACCUGUCAUUUACCGCGGUGCUUUUGCUUGGUCUAUCGGUGGAUUCGCGAUUGUAUCCAUCACAGUCUUGGCCUGUGCCUCACCCGACUAUAAUACUGCCUACUUCGUGUUUUGCAACUUCGUCAAUAAAACAGGAUGGCCUGAUGGUGUUGCUUGGCUGCUUGGCCUCCUUCAAGGAGGGCUCGGUGUGACCGCAUUUGAUGCGGUUGUCCACAUGAUUGAAGAGGUACCAAAUCCAUCCGUUGAAGGCCCAAAGAUCAUGGUGACAUGUGUCGGAAUUGGCACUGUAACGGGCUGCAUCUUUUUGAUUGUCCUGCUAUUUGUCGCCGGCAACAUGGAGCAGGUUACCACUUCGGCAGCCGGACCUCUUCUGCAGAUAUUGAUUGAUGCAACCAAGAACAAAGCCGGUGCAAUUUGCCUUCUGAUGCUACCCCUCAUCUGCCUGAUUCUUGCUAUCCUCAGUGUCAUGACUACCAGUAGCCGAAUGAUUUUCGCUUUUGCUCGUGAUGGCGGUCUACCCGCCUCCAAGUUCUUUGCCAAGGUUCACCCGACUCUUCAGUUGCCUCUCAACGCCCUGAUUUUGACAGUGGUCGUGGUUAUUUGCUUUGGAUGUAUAUUCCUCGGUUCUUCCAGUGCAUUCAACGCUAUCAUCUCCGCAUCUGUCGUGGCACUUGAUCUGUCAUAUGGCAUUCCCAUCCUCAUCAACUGCCUACAGGGACGGAAUGCUCUACCUGAGAGAAAGUGGAAGCUACCCCGUGCCGUGGGAUGGUUUACCGACAUUGUCUCCCUAUCAUAUAUCGCUCUGACUACUGUGCUGUUUGUCUUUCCUCCGUCCAGCACUGUCACGGGCAGCAGCAUGAAUUACUGCAUAGCUGCAUUUGCAGUCAUUAUCAUUAUAUCUGCCUUCCAGUGGAUUGUCGAUGGACGAAAGAACUAUACUGGUCCUCGCAUUGACCUGGGCGUCGAGUAA